Molecule: messenger RNA, 1331 nt
Organism: Tribolium castaneum (red flour beetle)
Lineage: Eukaryota; Metazoa; Arthropoda; Insecta; Coleoptera; Tenebrionidae
Product: alpha-amylase
Biological process (GO): carbohydrate metabolic process
Molecular function (GO): cation binding; alpha-amylase activity
Source: RefSeq, a predicted model, not a curated record
AUGUAUUUCCAUACAAUUUCGCCAGUCGCCGAAAACGUGAUUGUCAAAGGCCGCCCAUGGUGGGAAAGAUACCAGCCCGUGAGUUACAACCUCACCACUCGCUCAGGCUCCGAAUCCCAACUCUCUGACAUGAUUUCCAGAUGUAACAAAGUCGGAAUUAGGAUUUAUGCAGAUGUGAUCUUCAACCACAUGGCGGCUUUUACCGGAAUUGGCACGGCAGGAAAUAAAGCAAUGAGCGACGAUAAAAUUUAUCCCGGCGUGCCUUACACUCCGGAGGAUUUUCAUCCUACUUGUAAUAUUCCGAAUUAUUUAGAUCCCGAAGUUGUGAGGAACUGCGAACUUAAUAAUCUGAGAGACUUAGACCAAUCCACACAGAACGUCCAACUGAGAAUUGUAACGUAUUUGAAUAAGUUGAUUGGGCUAGGGGUUGCAGGCUUCCGGGUUGAUUCAGCUAAAUACAUCGCGACCGAACAAUUGGAAGAAAUUUACUCCAAACUUAACGAUCUCAACACGAGUUUUUUCCCGCCCAAAACCAGACCUUUUAUCUACCAAGACGUUCCAGUUUUUGGUAAAAAAAAAACACAUAAUUUUGUAGAAAUAUUUCGUAAUUAUUCCACAGAAUUGGGAAAUGUGCUCGAGUCGAGAUUUAGUCCGGCGAUAAGUCGUGUCUUCAGCGGCAAAGACAAUUUAACGAAUUUGCAAAAUUGGGGCCCCGACUGGGGUUUCAUCCCAACCAACGACUCAGUUGUGUUUGUCGACAGUCACAACAACCAAAGAAACGGCCAAAUUUUAAACUACCAAACUCUAAAACAGUACAAAAUGGCCCUAGCUUUCAUGCUAUCACACCCCUAUGGCUUGCCAAGGAUCAUUUCCAGUUACUUUUUCCACAACAAGGACGUAGGUCCUCCGCAGGAUUCGGACGAAAACGUAAAAUCUCCGAUUAUUUACUCGGAUGGUUCUUGUGGGAACGGUUUUGUGUGUGAACACCGGUGGCCCCAAGUGAGGAACAUGGUCGAUUUCAGGAAUGCGGUUUCAGGGACUGAGAUUGGGAAUUGGUGGUCAAAUAACGAACAACAGAUUGCGUUUUCUCGAGGGAGUGUUGGAUUUAUUGCGUUCGCAAAUGGAGGAAAUUUGACUGAGAAAAUUCAAACUGGGCUAGCUGCCGGCACUUAUUGCGACAUUAUUUCGGGGAGUUUGGUCAACAAGACUUGCACCGGCAAGAGUGUGGUUGUUGAUGGUAAAGGAGUCGCCAGUGUUAGGAUUUUGGAGUCGGAUUUCGAAGGAGUUGUUGCGGUGUUUGUUAACAGUAAAAAAUAAAUCGAUUAAUUUAA